AUGGCGGCUCCGGGAGGGAUGAAAAGAUUACUGCCGGUGCUGAUCCUCCCGCUCUGUUAUGCUGCACUCAGACUCUCUCCGCUCAUCGAGAAGAUCAACGACCACAAAGACUUCAAGAAGCUUCUCCGAACCCGAAACAAUGUGCUGGUGCUGUAUUCCCAGUCAGCUCACGGGGCGGAGCGUCAGCUGAAACUACUGUCAGACGUGGCCCAGGACGUGAAAGGAAGAGCCACGGUGUCAUGGAUCGACUGCGGGGACCCCGAAGGACGGAAGCUGUGCAAGAAGAUAAAGGUGGACCCCGGGAAGAAGACCAACGGCCUGGAGCUCCUACACUACACAAGGAUGGAACGUUCCACACAGAAUACAACCGGCCCAUGUCAUACAAGUCCAUUGUAGCAUUUCUGAAAGACCCAGAGGGGGCGCCGCUGUGGGAGGAGAAUCCUGAGGCCAAGGAUGUUGUCCACAUCGACAGUGAGAAGGAUUUCAGGAAGCUUCUGAAGAGAGAGGACCGUCCAUUGCUCAUGAUGUUUUCUAUGCCCCAUGGUGCAGCGUCUGUAAGAGGAUGAUGCCGGCAUACCAGCAGGCCGCCACCGAACUGAAGGGCCCCUAUGUCCUGGCGGGGAUGAACGUUCACCCUCCAGAGUUUGAGCGACUGAUG
This is a messenger RNA of Staurois parvus, 658 nucleotides long. Lineage: Eukaryota; Metazoa; Chordata; Amphibia; Anura; Ranidae. The record is from the annotation of a GenBank genome assembly.